Molecule: messenger RNA, 7211 nt
Organism: Neoarius graeffei (lesser salmon catfish)
Lineage: Eukaryota; Metazoa; Chordata; Actinopteri; Siluriformes; Ariidae
Gene: kdm7aa
Product: lysine (K)-specific demethylase 7Aa
Exons: 18
Coding region: 122-2470 (782 amino acids)
Biological process (GO): protein demethylation; regulation of transcription by RNA polymerase II
Molecular function (GO): transcription coregulator activity; histone demethylase activity
Source: RefSeq, a predicted model, not a curated record
CCAUUUCCUCCAUGAUUCCCGUCACGACCCCGCUCGGGAAUUUCCGGCGCUGUUAAAUCCCCACCUUCGGCAGUUUCCGCCGACAUUUAAACUUCGCCCUCGGAGGAGGAGAGCAGGCAAGAUGGCGGCUGCCCCGCUCUACUGUGUGUGCCGGCAGCCUUAUGAUCUCAAUCGCUUUAUGAUCGAGUGUGACAUUUGUAAGGACUGGUUUCACGGCAGCUGUGUGCAGGUGGAGGAGCAUCAUGCUGCUGAUAUCGACGUCUAUCACUGUCCUAACUGUCGCCCCAUCCACGGGCCCUCCCUCAUGAAGAAGAGGAAUAACUGGCACAGACAUGAUUACACAGAGGAGGAUGGCGGGCGGCGGCCGGUUCAGGCUGGAACAGCCGUCUUCAUCCAGCAGCUGCAGGCCAGGAUCUUCCCCAGUGCUGAUGAGAUCGUGGUGCGGAUGCAGGGAGGUCAUGUGACACGGCACUACCUGGAGACUGAGGGGUUCGAUUACCCCAUCAUAGUGGAGGACAUGGAGGGUCUGGGGCUCAGACUGCCCCCACCGUCCUUCUCCGUCAGAGACGUCCAGCACUACGUCGGUGGACAUAAAGUGAUCGACGUGAUCGACGUGGCCAGGCAAGCGGACAGCAAGAUGAAGCUGAGCGAGUUUGUGAAGUAUUAUUACCAACCCCAACGUCCCAAAGUGCUCAACCUGAUCAGCCUGGAGUUCUCCGAUACCAAGAUGGCUGAGCUGGUGGACGUGCCGGAAAUCGCUCGUGAGAUGUCGUGGGUGGAGAAGUACUGGCCGGACGACUCGAUCUUUCCCAAGCCGUUUGUGCAGAAGUACUGCCUGAUGGGGGUGAAGAACAGCUACACCGACUUCCACAUCGACUUCGGCGGAACCUCCGUGUGGUACCACGUCCUCUGGGGAGAGAAGGUUUUCUACCUGAUCGAGCCGACCAAGACCAACCUCGCGCUGUACGAGUCGUGGAGCUCGUCGGCCAAUCAGAGCGAAGUGUUCUUCGGAGAGAGAGUGGAGAAGUGCUACAAGUGUGUGGUGAAGCAGGGCACCACCGUACUGCUCCCUACAGGUUGGAUCCACGCAGUUCUCACUUCUCAGGACUGCAUGGCCUUCGGAGGAAACUUCUUACACAACCUAAAUAUCGGCAUGCAGCUCAAGUGUUAUGAGAUGGAGAGGAGACUGAAAACUCCAGAUCUGUUUAAGUUUCCGUAUUUCGAGGCCAUUAGCUGGUACGUGGCCAAGAACCUGCUGAAGACGCUGAAAGAGCUGCGAGAGAACAAGUGCCAGCCUCAGAAGUAUCUGGUAGAAGGAGUGAAAGCUUUAAUCUCUGCCCUGAAGACGUGGCUGAGGAGGGAGUUAACGGCGCCAAACAGCGAGGUUCCGGAUCACAUCCGGCCAAGUCUCCUGAUCAAGGAGCUGAGCAGGGAGAUCCGUCACCUGGAGGAGGCGCAGGAGGACGAUCCGAGUAAACCGGUGAAAUCUCAGGGAAACGCAGAAAGCCCAUCCUCUCGUUCCUCGGUCGAGAGACGACGCCAGGUGCGACGAGUCGCUCGACGACUCAGAGACCAUCAUCGUCAUCACCACCACCACCACCAUCAUCAUCAUCAUCUUCAACAUCAGCAUCCCGAGCCCAAACUCCGAUCGAACCUAGACAUCCUGGAGCUGCACACUCGGGAGGUUCUGAAGAGGCUGGAGGUCGGGCCUCUGGAGGAGCAGGACUCGCACGUGAGCUCCAAGGUGAACAGGAAGUUUAAGAAAGUUGUCCAGCCAUCUGCCGUGACUAUUGACGGUAACCAUGACAACGCACUAAGGCUGGUGCUUUGUAACGGCAGAAUCGUGUGUGAGAGGCUGCGUGUUGUGAACAGAACUGUGAAGUCUGAGAGAGACGAGGCAUCGCCAUGCCAACAGCACCACGUUAGACCAGAAAAGUCAUCGUCAUGCCAACAGGAGAAAGUGAAAGUGGAGGCGGGGUUACAGUGCAUGGGUCAGGUCACUCAUCAUGAACUCAGGAUAAAGCUGACGAACCUCUCAGGGUUACAGAAGAAGGAGGAGGAGGAGGAGGAAGAGGAGAAGGAUAGUUCAGAUUCAGGGAGCUCUGAGGAUGAAGAGGAGUGUGAGAUACCUAAGAUGAGAAACUCAGGGAGUCAACAUCGCAAACCACUCAAAAGGGAGUGUCCUUCCUCCCCCAGCAGGGUGCCAGAGGGGGGCGCUGUGACUCAGGAGACGUGGUGGAGCAGCAGUGCAGUGUGCGUCAGCAGCACCACGAGCUCAGGAGAGGAGUGUUUAUACAGCGACCGUUCACUUUCUCCUGCACUCCAUCCAUCAAAACGACACACACACAACUCUAGUCCCAUCAGCAACCAGGCCACUAAAGGAAAGCGUCCGAAGAAAGGCAAUGCAACGUCCAAGCAGAGGCUGGGCAAGCUGAUGAAGAUGAGCACACACACUCGACUGCUGUUAUAACACGACAGCAACACACACACACACACACACAUGUAUAUGUGCACACUCAGAACCCGUACCUUGCAUGUUUAAGCUCCAAGGUAUGUAGGAAUGGCACUAUGACGCUGAUGCUGCAUGGCGGAGAUUUCACAGCACACAUGCUCUGGGAAAUUAAGGGACGAUUUUAAUAGCUAGAUUUAAAAAAUAAUAAUAAUAAUAAACAGCAGUGCAGGGAAAUUUGUGAUGGAAAUAGCCAAAUGUUUAUGGAAGUGUUUUGGGAUUCUUUUUUUUUCUUUUUUUUUUGGUAGGCAGCUUCUGUAAGUGCAGUGAUCCAGUCCUGCUAACACGCCUUUGUUGACUUUGAAACGUGGUUUGUUUUUCCGGAACGGAGAUUAGCAUUAUUGCAAUACUAAACCAAAAUCUAUUAUUUUUAGUGCUGUCAAGCGAUUAAAAUAUUUAAUCGCGAUUAAUGUCGCGACUGUCAUAGUUAACUCGCGAUUAAUCGCAAUUUAAUCGCACAUUUUUGUCACAUGAAAAACCAUGUAAUUCUCUUAUCAGCAUAAAAAAGUGAAUGGGCUUGCUCACCAUUCGAACUACGGGGGUACUCGGGGGAUCCGAGAUCCCCGGAAACAGACAUGAGAUCCCUUGAAAACAUGAUUUGGGAAAUGUUGGGGGGUCUCUAAAAUAUUGGCAAAAUGAUGUUUAUUGACAUAGCAAUCGUGUGUAACGGGAAGCAUUUGCAUAUCCGAAGUGAGCGCGCGAUGGAGAUCCGCGCUCUGAGACAACCGCAAGCACACACACACCCCCCAAGGGAAAAAAAAGGGACCCCCCCCAAAAAAAUAUCGGCAUAGUUCGAACACUGGUUGUACCAAUGUUGUUUUUUUUUUUUUAUUGCAGAGCAUAACACGUCUUGUCACAGCCACUGCAAAGUCGGGCUGGAGCCGCCGAUGGGAAAACGAAACCUAAGCCGAGCACCGUGGCUCUUCGGGGGAGGGCAGAGGACUCUGGCUGUGCGGGGCGUGGCAUUACAGUCUAGCUGCUAUCGUUUUUCUAAGCAAAGUCUCUGUUCCAAGUUCCUGGCAGUUUCAAAAGCUUAUGAAAAACCUACAUCAUGUCACAGAGCGUUAAUCUCGCGAUAAAAAAAUUAUCGCCGUUAAAAUUGAGUCAAGUUAACGCGUUAAUAACGCGACAUUUUUGACAGCACUAAUUAUUUUACAUUUGUGCUCUUAUUAAAUGUCCAAUCAUAUCUGAAGAAAGUCAUCCCAUAGUUUCUAAAUGUUAGUCUUACUCAACGUCACUGAAAAUACGAACCUUAACAAUCUCACUCCUGCUGUGAGCUGGAAGUGUUUAUAAUCAGUCGUUCUUUAAUUUAAUUUUUUUAUUUUAAAAAUCUGAAAAUCUCAUUCAUUGUUUCGGUGAAAUAUCUGGAUAAUUAAGGUUUAAUAAAUAAAAAUGCACUUUUCCAGUGAGGGUUUCUAGCUAAUCCUGUCAGGUGCUCACGUCAGUGAGGUUCAAAGUUAGCUAGCUGAAUUCGUUAGCUAGGUAGUGAGAAGCGGUCCGAAUUUCCCUUUGAAAUGUCAAAAUUUACAGGCCAACGUUGUAAUUAUCGAUGUUUGAUUUAAAUUUUCAACACUGAGGAAAAAAAAACGUCUCGGUUAAAUCUGACUAUAAACCAUGUUUGUACGUUGAACACUUCAACUUGCAGCUUAGCAUUAUCAGCCAAUUACGAACAAAUUCGUAUCUUAUUAACAAUUCUGAGCAUCCUAACGAUGACGCGUUCAGAGACGUAGGAAGGAAGAAACGGAUGAGAAAUUAUAAAGUGUGCUCCUUUGUACGGACAGGAACGCCUCCUGACUCCAGCGCAGUCCUGUGAUUACAUUUCAGUGUAGCACGACUGCAACGCAGUGAUGAAAUGAAACGCAGCGCAACAGGAAAUUACGGCCACUUCUGAUCAGCGUCAGUAUAUAAUUCUGUAACGAGCUGAUUUCUGAUCGAUUCCACUGAAGAUGUAAAACGUAAGAGCCGUGCAGUUCAGACUUUGCUUUUCAGUGUAGCACGUUGUCCUCGUGUCACAAAUAAGGGGGGAAAACACAAUACCGGGUCACGUUUUCAAAAAGAACGAGUGGUCACGUUUCAGUUUCAGGUUCCUGGUUUCAGUGACGUUCGAGCAGCUAUAAACAGUCUUCCCCUCACCAACAUCUCUCUAAAUAAAUAAAUAAAUAAAUAAAUAAAAUAACGCAGCUUGUCAUCUGAUGUUACCGAAAAACUGCAACCUCCUCUGUCCUGAAAGCUGAAAGGACAGGAACGGUCCUUAAAGUGAACAAGGGCGUGUCGGAGACGGUAUUGGAACACGGCCGGAGUGUUUUAUCCAUUCAGCCAAUCACAGAGUUCUGAAUCUAUGUUUAGGACAUUUUGUAGUCAGGUUCUCUCUCUCUCUCUCUCUCUCUCUCUCUCUCUCCUACCUCCACAUGUAACCUGUAGCAGAAGUGUUUGUGUGAUGUUUCUUGGGCAGCUUUCAUGUGUUUUUUUUUUUUUUUUUUUAUUUCUGUAAAAAUCUGACUAGCGUCUCAUUUCUGUCUUGUAACGUUGAUCACUACCUUCUUCCUGUCCGGCUGUGGCGUAAACGCCGAGGGUCAGUGUGACGAGGACGAUGCUCGGUGGAGUUCAGGGUCAUUUAUAAUCUGUGUGAAAGUUUUUAAACUGUGCUGAAAGCAAUAAUUGUACAGUGUUUGAUUAGAUGGUUGAUUGAUUUAAUUUUUUGUUGUUGUUUGUUUUAGUUAUUUAAACAGGAGAUCAGUAGCCAUUGAGUAUUUCGACUCUUUAAUUCUGUGUGUGUUUUUGUUAAUUUGUCGGAGUGAUUUAGUGGUGGGUGAUGCACUGUAGCAAAAUUCCAAAAGUUAUAUCGUCGUUGCUGGGCGUUUCCCAAUCAUCUGGUGCUUUCUGGCUGGUGGGUUUAAUCGACCGUAAUCUGACAGUGAUGGUCACUUGGGUAGUUCCAUUUUUAAAAAAAUAAAUGAAUAAAAACUUUUCCAGCAAGGUUUGUUUUCUAGCUGGUACGAUCGCGAGGUUGAAUAUUAUUAGCUUGCUAAAUUCGACAGAUAGCUAACAGUUAUCAUUUUCUUUGAAAUGUCUUACAGUUUACAAAUCAGCAUUGUGGUCGAAAAGAGAACGUUUGAUUUCCUGAGUUAACGUUGCAAAAUGAAGAAAUCAAACAUUUUAGUAUCUCGUUUCAUAAAUCAUCAGUUAAAUCUCGCGAAACCGUAUUUGUUUACUAUGUUAUAAAGUAUCCUCUGGCAAUUACGAACAAAUUACACUACUUUUUUCGUAGAGAUCAUAUUUGUGUAUAAAUUUGUAGCAAAAUUACAAACGCAUUGAUUUCACCUACACGGUUGCGUAGCAGACGUUACCCAGUUCGUGACUGUGAUUAGUUCGAAUCUGUACCAGUUAUUUCUCUAGAAAAGAGUGAGUCAAGAGCAACUCCGUUCAUUUUUAUUGGAUUAUGUAGCAGCUCUGUGUUAACUAGCAUGAGCCUUGCCUAGCUAACUUGUGUAACUAGCUAGCGAUUUGUAUUAAUUGUGGAAUUCGGUAGUGUUACAAAUGUGGGUUUGGGCGUCGAUAUAAGUUUACCGUGACCACGACGCACUAACGAAUAAACACUACUGAUUCCUGAGCAGGUUUUAUUUUACAGCAGUGAGGGGAAAAAUACAAUUUUAUGUCGAAUUUCCGCAACAAGAAAAAAUGAAAACAUCAAAGCUGAUUAAUACUUUAUUUAAAUGUAUUUCUUCAGAGGAUCAUUGGGAUGGAGUUCGUAGGUAAAGUUGAACUUUUUUGACCGUCUCGUAAGAGCAAGAGGAAAAGGAAAAGGUUUUAAAUUAAAGAAGUUAAGAAAAACGAUGCACAUGGGUAUUUGUAGCAAAACAGGAACAAGUGUUUUGUUUUUUUAACAAAUACAUGGGAAAGAAUUACUAAUUAAUAGAGAACAAGAACAAAGUAUUUUAAAAAAAAAAGCUAAAGUUGAAGCUCGACCCUGUUGUUUGACAGUCAGACAUGAACAUGGUAAUUAAUUCCCCCAUGUUGAUGUUAGAUGAGUGUUGUGCAUGAUUUGGGAAACGCCCACUUGUUUUUAUUCUUCCUUCAUCAUAUUUACAUGAAUAAAUCUGUCUAAAUAAAUCUUGUGUGACUUGUUAAAACCCCCACUGUAAAUCCAGAGUGAGGCAAUGAAGCACAAUGUUUGUUUUUGUGACACUGCUGAUGUGGACAGACUCUGUAUUUGCCUGUAGGGUGACGUGAGCAUGUUUAAAGCUCAGGGAGGAUGGCUAUGAUGAUGAUGAUGAUGAUAAUGACUGUGUGUUCAUCCUGCUUCACUUUUGCGUGAGUGUGUUUGUGAAAUGUGUUUCCUGUAAUGUCUUUAUUGGCUGUUAACUUAUUAAUUUCUAAGCGAUGAGGAAUGAUUUGUGCUUCCUGCUCCCCUCCUGGGUGUGGAUUUAUUUUUUUUUUCCCCUUUCUCAUACAUUUCCUGUAAAUAUUUGAAUUGAAUAUUUGUUCGCUUCUCUUUUUGGUAAUUGGAUGAUGAUGAUGAUGAUGAUGAUGAUUCAUUUGUACUAGAUUGUGUAGUAAUGAUGAGUGAUUCAGAUUGUGUGUGUUUUUAAUCUGACGAGCUGGAGAAGAAUUUAAUCCAGAGCUGAGAUGAAAAGUUAAAGCUGGUGACUUUUCACAUGCGAUGAAUGAAAGAAAUAAAGGAAAAAGAGCCACUCGGAAAGAA